Messenger RNA from Oncorhynchus keta (chum salmon), 9764 nucleotides. RefSeq names its product RNA polymerase II subunit A C-terminal domain phosphatase-like. The transcript is spliced from 13 exons. Gene Ontology annotation, cellular component: nucleus. NCBI's taxonomy places the organism in Eukaryota, Metazoa, Chordata, Actinopteri, Salmoniformes, Salmonidae. Gene Ontology annotation, molecular function: RNA polymerase II CTD heptapeptide repeat phosphatase activity. Bases 229 to 3363 code for a protein of 1044 amino acids. The record is from RefSeq and is a predicted model, not a curated record.
ACUCUCGUCGCCGCUUCAGUCUUGUGUUUCCUGUUUACGGGCGGGAAGAGCGAAAGAAGCUAAACUAUCGGGUCUUGCAUCGUUGUGUUUCAAACAUCAGCUGUACGUUGGUUUUUGUUUCUUAGCUCAGUUUCAAUAAUUUAUGAUAAACCGAAGUCCCCACGACUCUGAUAUAUAUCUUUGCUUGACCUGUGCCUAGAGUUUAAAGGGAUUUGAAGCGCGAAACUGAUGGAGGAGCCCGCAGAUUCCGGCGGUGGCGGGGCAGCACAGGGCCCCAUGGCGCAAGUGGCGGAGAUCCGCUGCCCAAUAGCAGCGCGUCCUAUGCGGCUGCUGGAAUGGAAAGUCAAACCCGGUUCCCUCGUCAAUGUGGACUCGGUAUUGGCGUUAUGUGCUCCCAUCCCACCGGAGAAAGAGUCCGGGUCCCAUCCGCCAGAACAGCCCAAUCGGCUGUCAGAGAAGAAGCUGAAAUCGGACCGAGCUGGAGUGGUGAAAGAGCUAUGCUGUCAACUUGGACAAGUCAUAUCGCCUGGUGGCGUGGUUGUAAGAGUAGAAGAAUGCAGCCAUCCCAUUGUGAUGAAGGGCCUGUGUGCUGAAUGUGGCCAGGACCUCACACAGAUGCAGACCAAUAAUGGGAGGCAGCAGGCUCUCAUCUCCACGGCAAAUGUUUCCAUGGUGCACAGUGUCCCUGAGUUGAUGGUCAGCUCUGAGCAAGCAGAGCAGCUGGGCAGAGAGGACCAGCAGAGACUCCACAGGAACAAGAAGCUGGUUCUGAUGGUUGAUCUGGACCAGACCCUGAUCCACACCACCGAGCAUCACUGCCAGCUCAUGUCCAACAAGGGAAUCUUCCAUUUCCAGCUGGGACGGGGGGAGCCCAUGUUACACACGCGACUGCGUCCGCACUGCAAAGACUUCCUGGAGAAGAUCGCCAAGCUCUACGAGCUGCACGUCUUCACCUUCGGAAGCCGCCUCUAUGCACACACCAUCGCAGGCUUCCUGGACCCUGAGAUGAAGCUGUUUUCCCACAGGAUCCUGUCCAGAGACGAAUGCAUCGACCCCUUUUCCAAGACAGGGAACCUGAGGAAUCUGUUCCCAUGUGGGGACUCGAUGGUAUGUAUUAUAGAUGACCGGGAGGACGUGUGGAAGUUUGCUCCCAACCUGAUCACUGUGAAGAAAUACAUCUACUUCAAGGGGACAGGAGACAUCAACGCCCCGGCCGGGUCUGAAGAGGCUCAGCAGGGAAGGAAAGGCAGCCAGGCCAGCCGACCAGCAGAGGCCUCAGAACCAGCAGUAACGUCAGGGACAACAGGGCCUAAAACAGGGCCAUCUGGGGGGUCGUCUGCAUCAGAGGAGCAGAGUAAUGGUCUUAAGAAACAACGGGCCAAAGACCACAACAAUGGAGGGAGGGGGGAGUCAACAGCACCCUCAGCCACUCAGGGUUCAGCAGUUAAUGAACGGACUCAACCGGACGGUGUCGAGGCUGUGGAGGAGGAGCGGGGUCAGGGCGAGGGAGCCGAGGCCAGCGCGGCAGCACAGGUGAGCGACAGGAUGAAUGUGAAAGAUGAGAUGAAAGCGGAGGGGAAUGGAAAGGGGAAGGAUGGCAGCAGGACAUUGGGCUCAGGGGAGGAAGCUCCCCUUCCGGGUGGGGUGAACUCCUCCUCCACUCCUCUUCCUCCAUCAUCCACUCCUCCAGACCUCCAUGAGCCCAACAGCAACCUGGACUUUGACCUGUCCAGCGACAGUGACGCUGACUCUCUUACGGGUAAACCCACCUCAUCAGACAACGAGAGGGACGGGGUGUCCAGCCAGACCAAGAAGUCCAAACAGGAAGGGGAGGAGCAGGCAGCAGUAGAGGAGCCAUCAGGUGGGGCUGGAGGAAGGGAGAGUGAGAACAGCUCCGCGGUAGUAGGGGAGACCUCAGAUGAGACAUCUGGGUCAGAGGUUGUCUUCCCUCCAGACCUGGAGCAGGAGAACGGGCGCUUAGAGCGGAGGGAGGCUGAGACAGAGUCCCAGAACAGUGAACAGUCAGGAGUCACCAUGGGGGAGGAGUCUCUGGACCCGAGCAUGGAGGAGGAGGAAGAGGAAGAGAAAGGGGAGGUGGACAAGGAUGACCACCUCAUCUACCUAGAAGAGGUGCUGGAGCGUAUCCAUGGAGAGUACUACGCCCGCUACAGCGCCUUCCUCGGGAAGGAACGCCCAGAGAUGCCUGACAUCAGGAAGAUCGUCCCGGAGCUGAAGGCCCGGAGCCUGGAGGGCACCACCAUUGUGUUCUCUGGACUGUACCCCACCAAUUACCCCAUGGAGAGAACCAGGGAGAAUUACCACGCCAAGGCCCUGGGAGCAAAGAUAGGAAAGGGCCUCCUGCUCCGCUCUAAAGACCCUGGCAGAACCACACACCUCAUUGCUGCUAGAGCAGGUACAGAGAAGGUGCGUCAGGCCCAAGGCUGUAAACAUCUCCAUGUGGUGAAUCCUGACUGGCUGUGGGGAUGUCUGGAGCGCUGGGAGAGGGUGGAGGAAUCAUUGUAUCCACUGAAGGAGGACUACACCAAGACCCAACGGAGCAACAGCCCAGUCACGUUCCCUGACCUCCAAGGGUCCUUCCAGAACCCCCGGUUUCCCCCCGCCCCCAUUCACCACCACCCUCCAGCUGCCCCUGAGGUGCGGACGUACGACCCAGUCACGGGGAAGCUGAUUCGCCGUGGGACUCAGGCCUCCAGACCACCAUCUUACCUCCAGGCCUCCAUGUCUGCUGCCCAUGGCGACCAGACCUCGCUCAGGAGGGGUCAGAAGGACCAACAGGGGGAGACGGCGGGUCCCUCCAGUCGAGACGACGAGCAGCCUGGACCCUCCUGUCGGCGGAGGGAACGCCAGCCCAGCAUGUCAGAGACCAACCCCCUCUACACAUUCUGUAAAGAAGACCUGGACAGCAUGGACAAGGAGGUGGACGACAUGCUAGAUGAGGAGAGCGAUGAGGAGGGAGAUGGCCGGGGGAAGAAGACAAGGGAGAUGGAGGAGGAAGAUGAGAUGGAGGAGGAAGCAGAGGGGCAGCAUCCCCAGAGUAGUGGACAGAGCACUGAGGGAGAGAAGCAGCACCACGAGCAGCAGCACCACCACCACCACCACCACCACCAACCAGGUCUGGCCACCGUUAUAGAGGAGACGGAGAAGGCACAGAUGCCACCUAGUGACCAGGGCGAUAUGAUGACGGGUAGCGUGCCAAGGGGACAGAAGCGCAAGCUUGAGGAGGAAGAGGGGGAGUCGGCGGACGAGUCCACCAAGGAUUCUAACGAGGAAGAGGAAGGAAGCAGCUCAGAGGCUGAUGAGAUGGCCGCUGCCCUGGAUGCGGAGCUUAACGACUUCAUGUGACCGCGAUGAAUUUGAUUGGACAAAUGAACUGGAUGUUUGAUUGGACGUUUGUGAACAAUGACUCACAGAACCCCCCCCUCCCCCUCCUGAGUUAUCCCAGCAGCUUUUCAGCUACGUGGUACCUGAGAAUCAUUCUGUCUCUACGCUGUGUGUGUGCUUGUGUUUUAUCGAGGUGAAUGUGUUGUACAGAAUGAAGAGGUAGGUUAGUACAGUAGGAAAGCGUUGGUGUGUAAAUAUAGUUGUAGAUCAUUUUUAGGGUUAAUAUAGAAACUUUCGACAAACACAUUUGUGGUGUUGUUUUAUUGUGAGAUAAAAAAAAAUAGGAUGUUUUACUUGAGUUUGUUUUUCUAUUAAGACUUUUUUAUAUAAAUUCAACAAAUGAUAACUUUAUUCAUUGGUCAUAUGAUGCCAAAGAGUUUGAACUCGGCCAAUCAGAGCCUGCAGCUAAACAUUUUACUCUUGACGUCACAUUCUGUGAUCCUAUUUCCUGUUGUUUUUUUUUUAGGGGUUGAUCAUUAAAACGUUGUUACCGGCAGAAAGACUAAGAUGCCUGAAUGUGUCCCAUUGGCUCUUUUCCUCUGUUCUUCUACCUUGGUGUUGGUACCAGAGCCAUAUAUAGAGGUCGAUAUGUAUGUAUGACUCUGGUUGGUACCUUUUUAUAAAGUCAACUGAGCUAUCUGAGACAAACACCCAGGAUGCACUGCAAUAUCAACAUCAUCCUCAUCUUCAUCAUACCACUGUUAGUUAUCAGCAGUCUAUCUUUUGACUGACCUGGCUGAAAGCUCCAAGCAGGAAGUAUAUGAGUUGCACUGUGGCAGUCCUCCUGGCUCCACCAAUGAGAUUUGCCGGUCCUCCUGGCUCUGCCAAUCAGCGGUGCCGGUCCUCCUGGCUCUGCCAAUCAGCGGUGCCGGUCCACCUGGCUCCAACAAUGGUCUUGAUCAACAUUUCCAACACCAACUAAUGUGUUUUACUUCGAAAGAUUAGCUGGUCUCGACCAUAGAUGACUCUAGUGCCCAAAAGCCCAUUUUUAACAUGGACAGCGUCAUUUACGACUCACCAUUUUGAACUAGUCAACUAGAUGGGACUUCCUAUGGGUUAAGGAAUGAUCACAUAAUUCCAUCCAGGUCAUCAGGAGGGAUCAGCCAAUGAAUUAUACUCGUAAGCGAGCGAUAAUGAUCCAUAACUCAGGUUGCAAUAUAUCGUCAACCUUGGCUUUAUAUCUGUUCAAACAACAGACUCCAGGUGGCAGUAUGCACCCUUUCAGUUAGUUUGCCAACUUAUAGAAAUGGUAGAAGAAGAAAAUGGACGACUUAAAAAUGGGCUCAAUGGCACUGCAGGUUUUCUGAGGCGCAAUAAUGGGACAGACACAAUGAUGCCAUGUCUAUCUAAGUCUAUGGUCGAGACCUGUCAAAAAGUGAUAUGGUCAAGACCCACCAACCAGGUCACUGCCACCACCUCCCCUCACUGGAGCCUGUGAUGGUGGAUGUGUUUUGUUGUUUUGCUUUAUGCCAUUCUUAUUAGGUCUUACAGCUACUUCUAUCAGGUGAUUUAUGUUUUAGUCCGUUGCAGAGUCAAUGAUUUGCUAACGGCUACAUUUCAGCCAGGUUAUAGAGUUCAGCAAGUGUCGUAGUGUCCGCUGCUCUUAGUAGGGACAUCAAACGUUCAGGCUGCUGCACAGACACUACGGAGGCUCUAGUCUAGGGCACCUGGUUAAAUUGUGUUUGAGAGCAUUUUUUAACUCUCUAAAUUGUUAGAUGCGUAAGAAAUAGAUGCAAUAGUUUGUGAGUAGGAAACAUAACACUGAGUAUAUAAAACAUUAAGGGCAGCUGCUCUUUCCAUAACAUGGUGAAAGCAAUGAUCCCUUAUUGAUGUCACUUGAUAAAUCCAAUCAAUCAGUGUAGAUGAAGGGGAGAAGACCGGUUAAAGAAUGAUUUUUAAUCCUUGAGACAUGGAUUGUGUAUGUGUGCCAUUCAGAGGGUGAAUGGGCAAGACAAAAUAUUUAAGUGCCUUUGAACGGGGUAUGGUAGUAGGUGCCAGGCGCACCAGUUUGAUUGUGUCAAGAACUGCAACGCUGCCAGGUUUUUCAUGCUCAACAGUUUCCUGUGUCUAUCAAGAAUGGUCCACCACCCAAAGGGUGGGAAGCAUUGGAGUCAACCUGGUCCAGCAUCCCUGUGGAACGCUUUCAACACCUUAGAGUCCAUUCCCCGAUUAACUGAGGCUGUUCUGAGGGCAAAAUGGAGGGGUGCCUCAAUAUAAGGAAGGAGGUCCUAAUGUUUGGUUUACUCAGUGCAUAUAUCAUCUUAAAUUGACAUGUUGAAUUAUUUUGCCAUAUUAAAUCAUUGUAUUUUCCUCUAAUUUCCCUAAUGUGGACACUUUCUUUUACUACCUUACACAAACUUGCAUUUACACCCCAUAAAAUCUCUAUAAAAGUCGCUGGCAACACACACCAAUAUACUGAAUUGACAGUCCGACUAUCACCCAUCCUACAUACCAGCCAACCGUUGUCACUGUCGAUAUCCUAUGCUGCGUUGUGAUUGGUUGAAGUUGACUAACAGAAAAAGUGGUUUGUUCCCUUUUUCAUGUUGGCAGCCUCCUGAAAUGAACAUCCAAUAUUCUACAAGUCUUCAUCUAACCAACCAUGUACAGUGCCUUCAGAAAGUAUUCACACCCCUUUUUCUAAAUGUCAUUGGUCUAGGCACACUGUACCCCAUAAUGUCAAAGUGGAAUUGUGUUUUACAAAUUUCAUUAAAAAUUAAAUGUCUUCAGUCAAUAAGCAUUCAAACCCUUUGUUAUGGCAAGCCUAAAUAAGUUCAUGUUUACCAUGAUUCUUGAAUGACUACCUCAUCUCUGUGCCCCACACAUACAAUUAUCUGUAAGGUCACUCAGCUGUGAAUUUCAUACACAGAUUCAACCAAAGGCCAGGGAGGUUUUCCAAUGCCUCACAAAGAAGGGCACCUAUUGGUAGAUCGGUCAAAUAAAAAAAGUAUGGUGAAGUUAUGAAUUACACAUUGGAUGGUGUAUCAAUACACCCAGUCACUACAAAGAUACAGAUGUCUGUCGUAACUCAGUUGCCGGGGAGGAAGGAAACCACUCAGGGAUUUCACCAUGAGGCCAAUGGUGACUUUAAAACAGAGUUUAAUGGAUCAACAACAUUGUAGGAGGAUGGAUCAACAACAUUGUAGUUACUCCACAAUACUAACCUAAAUGACGAGUGAAAAGAAGGAAGUCUGUACAGAAAACAAAUAUUCCAAAACAUGCAUCUUUGAAACAAUGACCGAAAGUAAUACUGCAGUAAAUGUGCCAAAGCGAUUUACUUUUAGUCCUGAAUACAAAAUGUUAAGUUUGGGUCAAAUCCAAUACAACACAUUAUUGAGUACCACUCUCCAUAUUUUCAAACACAGUGGUGGCUGCAGCAUGUUAUGGGUAUGCUUGUAAUUGUUAAGGACUGGGGAGUUUGCUUAGCACCAUUCUGUUUGUUUAUGCUGACAGAGGCAAAAUCCUAGAGGAAAACCAAGUUCAGUCUGCUUUCCACCAGAUGCUGGGAGAUGCAUUCACCUUUUCAGAGGACAAUAACCUAAAACACAAGGCCAAAUCUACACUGGAGUGGCUUACCAAUUUACAAUUUACAGUCUACUUGAAAAUCUAUGGCAAGACUUGAAAAUGGUUGUCUAGCAGUGAUCAUCAUCCAGUUUGACAGAGCUUGAAGAAUUUACAAUAAAUAUUAAUGGGCAAAUGUUUCACAAUCCAGGUGUGGAAAGCUCUUCGACUUACCCAGAAAGACUCACAGCUGUAAUCACCGGCAAAGGUGUUUCUACAGAGUAUUGACUGUCAAUACUUAUAUAAAUUUGAUGUAUUUCAUUUUCAAUAGAUUUGCUUCAAUUUCUAAAAACAUGUUUUCACUUUGUCAUUAUGGGGUAUUGUGUAUAGCUGGGUAAGACUAAUAUAUAUAUAUACAUAUACAUGUAAUCCAUUUUGAAUUCAGGCUGUAACACAACAAAAUGUGGAAUAAGUCAAGGGGUAUGAAUGAUUUCUGAAGGCUCUGUAUAGACUAUUCCAUGUUUCCGCGUGGUCUUUGAGUAGUGCUUGUUUAAACAGCGCUAUAGCAUGAACGUUUGCCCCCUGUCCUAUUGAUUUCAGAGUGAUGUGGAAGUGAUUCACAAAAAGUGUGUUGCGUUACACUUACCACGUUGGCGACCCACUUGAAUCAAAAUGCAACACUUCAAAAUGGAGCUAGCUGUCUUCUGCAAGUUCUCCUCUAACCAGUGAUGUCCACAUUAUAGACUUAUUCAGUGUGGCUUUUGAGCUGUUGGUUUUAACAGGAUGUGCAACCUCAUCUCACCUCUCUUGUGCAGUUGUGUUCUCCAGGUUGUCCUCUAACCAGUGAUGUAUCUCCAUACCCCCACAGAUCUAUGAGUGAUUUAUUGCUACAGUACAAGUCAUAUGAUUACUAUUGUUGUAGAUGGUACAUUUUGUGUUCGGUUUUCAAAAUCACAAACUGCAUAUUGGUUAGUGAUUUUGACUCUUUAAUAGUGUUUUGACUUUGGGCUAUAUCAAAAUGGCUUGUCAACAGAAAGCAGCGACAGCAUGAUUUUCAAUUGAACUUUCAACAUUAAUUUCCAAUGGCAUUGUACUUAAUCAGGUAAAAACUGCUCAUUGAGUCCAAUAAUGUGCUGUGAUUGAUUUAUUUUAAUGAGACUGUGCAUUUGGAAACUAAUCAGACCCUUUACUCAGUACUUUGUUGAAGCGGUGAUUCCAGCCUCCAGUCUUCUUGGGUAUGAUGCUACCAGCUUGGUACACUGUAUUUGGGAAGUUUCUCCCGUUCUUUUCUGCAGAUCCUCUCAAGCUCUGUCAGGUUGGAUGGGGAGCAUCCCUGUACAGCUUUUUUCAGGUCUCUCCAGAGAUAUUAGAUCGUGUUCACGUCCAGGCUCUGGUGGGCCACUCAAGGACAUUAAGAGACUUGUCCCAAAGCCACUCCUGCGUUGUCUUGACUGUGUGCUCAGGGUCGUUGUCCUGUUGCAAAGUGAACCUCAGUCUGGGGUCCUGAGCGCUCUGUAGCAGGUUUUCAUCAAGGAUCUCACUGUACUUUGCUCCAUUUAACUUUCCCUCGAUCCUGACUAGUGUUCUGGUCCCUGUUGCUGGAAAAACAUCUCCACAGCAUGAUGCUGCCACCACCAUGCGUCACCGUAGGGCGUGACGAUUGCCGUUCAAGAGUUCAAUCUUGGUUUCAUCAGACCAGAGAAUCUUGUUUCUCAUGGUCUGAGAGUCCUUUAGGUGCCUUUUGGAAUUCUCCAAGCGGGCUGUCAUGUGCAUUUUACUGAGGAGUGGCUUCUGUCUGGCUUGAUUUGGGAGAGUGCUGUUGUCCUUCUGGAAGGUUCUCCCAUCUCCACAGAGGAACUCUGGUGCUAUGUCGGAGUGACCAUUGGGAUCUUGGUCACCUCCCUGACCAAGGCCCUUCUCCCCCGAUUGCUCAGUUUUAAAUGGAAGUUUCUUCCAUUUUAGAAUGAUGGAGGUUCUUGGGGACCUUUAACUCUGCAGACAUUUUUUUGGUACCCUUUCCCAGAUCUGUGCCUCGAAACAAUCCUGUCUCGGACCUCUAGGACAAUUCCUUCGACCUCAUGGCUUGGUUUUUGCUCUGACAUGCGCUGUCAGCUGUGAAACCUUAUAUAGACAAUCAAUUGAAUUUACCAAUAUAGAAAUAUCUCAAGGAUGAUCAAUGGGAACAGGAUGCACCUGAGCUCAAUUUCGAGUCUCAUGAGAAGGGUCUGAAUACUUAUGUAAAUAAGGUAUGUUUUUUUUUUGUAUAAAUUAGCAAACAUUUCUAAAAACCUGUUUUCACUUUGUCCUCAUGGGGUAUUGUGUGUAGAUUGAUGAGGAUUUCAGAAUAAGGCUGUAACACAACAAUGUGGAAAAAGUCAAUGGGUCUGAAUACUUUCGGAAUGCACUGUAUACCAGAAAUCACCAGAACGGGUUUUCCCUGCCUGCUCUUAGGUCGUUUUAGAAUCCAGGGCUGCGAUUGUUCAAGGGUGAGAGGUCAUGGGUCAGGAGUUAAAGCUGUGAUGCUGGGUCCUCACCCAGAACAUUGACUGCCACUUCAUUAUAAACCUGGAUAGAUAGAUAGAUAGAUAGAUAGAUAGAUAGAUAGAUAGAUAGAUAGAUAGAUAGAUAGAUAGAUAGAUAGAUAGAUAGAUAGAUAGAUAGAUAGAUGAUGAAAUAGUUAUUUUUUUCAUUGUGUCAUUUAAGCCAUUCACCCCACCCUUGGUUGUUUUCUCUAUUCUGUUUUGGUUUGUUAUUAUUUUCAAUGAAAAGACUGAUGUGUAAAAGUAUUUGUAUAUUCUAUUUCUUACUUGACCUGACAGAAAAUAUACUUUUCAUUUAAUAAAUAUUUGUUUUUUAAAAUUGUC